ACAAACUUCUUUGCAUUAUUUAACAUGUCUUCAAAGAAGUGGCGUAGAACUGGACAGCCAGAUGUGUACCUUGAUAAAGAUGAUGAGUUUACACCGAUGAUCGUCACCGUGUAUAACUCGGACACAGUGGUCAGUCCAGUAAAGUCCCCUUGCUCCCUCCGUGAUAAGAGAGUGGACAGCCAGGCUGAAGAGAUGGAGGGGGAAAUGAGUUCUGAUGGAGAUUUUCUGUCCUCUUCUGAUGAGUACCAGCCUGAAUCUGAGGAGGAGUAUUUGGAUUCUGAAAGUGACUUUUGGGAGGAGAGUGAGGACAGUGAACCAGAAGAGAUCAAGGUGGAAAUGAAUAUAGGUCAGGGUUGCCUUGAAAUAGGAGACGAAGUGAUGUAUCCUUCAAAGUCAAGAAAGUCAGUUACAACACCAGAAAUAACUAAGGAUUCAUCACCCAGUGUUAAAAAGAUUGAAAAGCAGAGACCAGCACGUAUGUGUGUAUUUUGUAACAAAGUAAUAGUUGGUGGAAGACUCAAGAAUCACAUAAUGCGUCAUCAGAAUACGCAUAAUGAAGUGAAAGAAAUUCUACAACAGCCCUCGGAGGUCCAGGUAAAAUGGUUCAACCAGAAACGAAUUGAGGGAAUCUACCAGUAUAACCUCAAACAUUUGAACUUUGGAGAUGAUCAACUUAUGCGAGAGAGAAGACCCAAAAAGCAAGACAGUUUGCGCAUGUGCAAUGAAUGUAAAAGAUUUUACUCCCAUAGAACAUUUUUCCGACACAGGAUGAGAUGUUGCCCUAAAGAAAAUCAGCAGGAAGAGGUUUCAUCAUGUUCAUCUAAUGUGAAGAAGAUUGAGAAUCGAAGACCAGCACGUAUGUGUGUAUUUUGUAAGAAAGUUUUGAAUGGUAAGAGACUAAGAGAUCACAUUAAAAUUCAUAAGAAAACCCACGAAGAAGUAAGAGAAAUUCUACAACAGCCCUUAGAAACCCAGAACAAAUGGUUUGAGCAGAAACGAAUAGAGGGAAUCUACCAGUAUAACCUCAAACAUUUAGAUGCAGCAGAUGAUCAACUCAUGCGAGAGAGACAAUCCAAAAGACCACAUAGCUUACGUAUGUGCACAGAGUGUAAAAAAUUCUUCUCAAGUCGUACUUUUUAUCGCCACAAGUCACAGUGUGGUACAAGAAGCCAAGGACUUAAGAAAGAACAGCUGAGACCUGUAGGUGCUGAUAUGGAUGAAAACUUUGUUACUGGAAUUUUGUAUCAAUUUCGAGAUGGGGAGGUAGGAAGCUUGAUAAGACAGAAUAAAAUCAUUCAGAUGAUAGGAUAUAAACAGUUCUUGUCGGGUAAAAGGGAAGAUGGUAUACCAAAGCAUCUCAGACUGGAAAUAAUGACUAACAUGAGGACACUGGCCCGACUGUUUCUGUGUUUUAAAUCCUUAAUGACAGGAUCAGAGGUAUCUGUGGAGGACAUGUACAAACAGGAGAAUCUGGGAGUGCUGAAAGAUGCAAUAAAGAAACUUUGUAGAGAUGAUAAUGGGGAGAAACAUAGUUUGAAACUUAGUCUUAAUAUCAUCUUUCAACGAAGCAUAAGAAAUUUAACUUUGUUCUAUGAAGAAUCUAAGGAAAAUUUAAAAGUGGAAGAAAUUAAAGACUUUGGAGAAGCAUAUAGACUCUGUGAGGUGGAAAUUAUAGGUAAUUCAAAACAAGUCAUUCUGGAGAAUUCACUGAAAAAAAGAAGCCAGGGGCAAUCAAAUGAUUCCCAGAAUGAAGCUGACAGCAUGUGUUCAAACAAGCGACAUGAAGUUGGACCACCAACAGUGAGCUCUGAUUCAGAAAAUGUACCAAAUGUUAACUCUGAGUCAGCUACACAUGGAAGAGAAGAGAAAUCACCUUCUCCAGGAGUUCAGCUUCCUUCUAUUAGCAGAUCCUCUGAGGAGAAACAGAAUGAGAAGGCAGAUGAAGGAAUCCAUUUUGAGGAAUCGAGGACAUCCUCUGGGAAAUCAACAAGAAAAGAGAGACCAGCACGUAUGUGUGUAUUUUGUAAAAAAGUUUCGAAUGGUAGAUUAAGGGAGCACAUUAAAAUUCAUAAGAAAACCCACGAAGAAGUAAGAAAAAUUCUACAGCAGCCCUUAGAAACCCAGAACAAAUGGUUUGACCAGAAACGAAUAGAGGGAAUCUACCAGUAUAACCUCAAACAUUACAAAUUGGAAGACGGUCAACUUAUGAGAGAGAGACGGUCAAAAGGACAAAACAGCCUACGUAUGUGUAGUAAAUGUAGAAGAUUUUAUUCCCAUAAAACCUUUUACAAACACAAGUCGCAGUGUGGUGCAAAGUGUAAAGGUCUGAGGAAAGAACUGUUUAAACCCAUUGAUGGUGAUAUCGAUGAAAAGUUUUUAACAGAAAUUUUAAACAAAUUUCGAGAUGGGGAAGUCGGAACUCUAAUAAGACAAAAUAAAAUAAUACAGAUGUUUGGAUACAAGCAUUUCUUGUCACGAAAAGUUGAAUCUGCCAUACCAGAUAAGUUUAGACAAAACAUCAUGACGGAAAUGAGGGAAAUUACCCGACUGUUUCUCUGUUUUAAAUCCUUAAUGACAGGAUCAGAGGUAUCUGUGGAGGACAUGUACAAACAGGAGAAUCUGGGAGUGCUGAAAGAUGCCCUCAAUGAACUUUGUAGAGAUGAUAAUGGGGAGAAACAUGGCAUUAAACUCAAUGUAAAUGCCAUCUUCCAAAGGACCACCAAAAGGCUGGCUGACUUCUAUAAGGAACAUGGGGAAAGUUCCAAAGCGGAGGAAACGACAAAAUUUGGUGAAGAAUACAAGGACUUUGUGUCAGAAACCAUUAACGAGUCCCAACACCAAGUCCAAGCCAAUAUGUGGAAGGAGGAAAGGCAAAAUGCUUCCUCAGCUAAAGUCUCAUUUUCCUGGGGUCGAAAAAACACCGCCAAAAUAAAUGAAGAUUUCAAGUCUUGGAUAAGGAUUGACAAAGGAAAUCCACUACCAAGCAAAUCUGAAUUGGAAGCCUACCUAGACAAGCACUCGGAUAUUGGAUGUACCUUACUGCAACUCCGUACCAAGAUCAUGAACGAGCAAAAUAAACGAAGAAGAUUAUUAUCAGUGUAAAGAUGUCAGAAGAUCUGAAAUCUUAAAAACAAUGACAUUUUUAAACUAGAUUUAAAAUGUGGAAAAGUUAAAAAUCUAGAAUGUUUUGUAUAGAAGCAGGGGAAUCAAUAUUUUGAUUGAAAUCCAUUUUGGGAUUGUAAAACUUCAGUUGUGAUGCUGAUAAUUAGUUGUAUUGUGCAUGUUUUAUGUUAAGGCAUUCAUUAUUGAAAUUACUUUUAAUGAAUUAUCAAGCAAAUAAAGCAGAAUAUGAGUUUUGGAGCAAA
Saccostrea cuccullata (small rock oyster) is the source of this 3365-nucleotide messenger RNA. RefSeq lists its product as uncharacterized. The transcript has 13 exons. Bases 25 to 3102 code for a protein of 1025 amino acids. The record is from RefSeq and is a predicted model, not a curated record. Lineage: Eukaryota; Metazoa; Mollusca; Bivalvia; Ostreida; Ostreidae.